GUGACGGAGCAACACAUAUAGCAACUGCGCACGCCGCUGACUUGCGCAGCGGCAUGCGGGCGGCAUCCGGCACAACGGCGCAACGCAUAGUUAUCAGAAUUCCAAUGAGUUCAACGUGUAUAGACUUUCACUUGGGCAAACAUAGUAUUGUUGACGACGGCUAUCGAGCGGACAGCCGUGUAAGCCUCCCUGCGCCCCGACUCAAACUACUGGCGAUGAUGAUAACUACAGCUUAAUUUACAGAGCCCAUGAUUUUGAUAGGUUUUAGCGAGUGAACUAUGUUGGCUCGACUUGACCGUGCUAUGGCUUCUCCUCCCUGAAAACCAGCAUACGGUUGAGCUCAAUGGGUGUAGUCUGGAGGAGAGGGCUGCUGGCGGGGCUCCUCCUGUGCUUGGCAUGGUCUCAGCCAUCUCAGGCGUCGGCAAGCGCCCAGCUUCGCCAGCUCCUUGCGGCGAACGUGAAUUCAACCUGUGCCUCUGCACUUGUGGAUUCCUUGACUCUUCCGAAUGCGACCUCAAUAUUUAUGGAGGCGCCGGCAAAUACGACUGCGAUGCGGGAGCACUUGCUAGCACUCGUGGAUGCCAUUCUGCAGGGCGACAAACGCUGCACAGACAGCAGCUCUCUUGAGCUAACGUGGGCGCAAUACCCGAGCUGGGUGAACGGUGCUUUCACAGAAUGGAUCUUUGAUUUGAUGAUGGACUCAGCCACCGCGCGCUAUUUCGGCAGCGUGACCUUCAACGGGCCGCAGGAGCUGCCGCCGCCCUCCACCCUAGGCCUGGGUUCAAGCCGCACCACCGGCACCUACGCCAACAGCAACAGCAGCAGCGCUCUGGCAACCACCUCAGGCACCAGCUCCAGCUCGAACACCAACAGCUCCAGCUCGAGCUCAGGCUCAGGCUCGGGCUUGGGUGCGGUUGAUCCGUCCGUGCUCCGUGACUACGCGGCGCUGACCAAUCCGUUGGUGGUGGUCUACAGCGGCGACCUGUCCGGCUUCGACAUGGGCUUCGCGGUGGAGCAGAAGGGCGUGGGCGAGUACCCGGAGAACGCCUGCGUGGACCUAGCUAACCCGCGCGGCCCGCUGCACCCGCGCGCGCAGCUGCUGCUGUACUACCGGGCCGACGUGCUGACAGCGCUGGCCGCUGCCGGCGCCCUGGCUUCCGCAGCCCCUCCCGCCGACUGGGACGAGCUGGAGGCUGUGCUGGCAGCGCACGCGGCUGCGGUGGCUCUGGGGCCCGGCGCGGGUCCGGAGCUGGAGGCGGCGCUGCCGCCGCACGGGCUGUGCGUCACAAUGCACACCACGUGCGGCCGCGGCGGCGACGUGCUGGCUGCCAUUGCCGCGAGCGUGGUGCAGACGGGCGGCACGGCGCAGGGGUACGUGUUCGACCUUGAGGGGACGCCGGCGGGCAGCGCGGGGCCGGAGCUGGUGGCGGGGCCGGGCUGGCGCCACGCGGCGUCGGUGUUGCAGCGACUGCUGGCGUAUAAUGCGCCGGAGGGCAACCGGACAGCCGGGCCCGCGAGCACUGGGGCCAGCGCCACGAAUCCCACUGCCAAUGCGACGGCGACAAGCGGCAGUGGCAGCAGCAGCAGCAGUGGCAGUGGCACUACUGGUGGUGGCGACAGCAGCGUGCAGGAGUUGUGUCGCGCCAUGAGCCGCCACUUCCUGGAGGGGCGCUGCCUGGUGACGUUGGACUGGGAUGUGCUACUGCUGUCAGCGGUGGCCAAGACGCCGCUGCUGCUGCAGCCGGGCGUGCUGGGUGUGGCGCCGCUGCCUGGCAGCCGAGUGGUGCUGGAACGCAGCAAUGGCAGCAGUAGCGUUGGCAGCGCCAGUAGCAACAGCACUGCUGGCGCUCGGUUGGUGCCCUGCACGCCGCAGCUGUGCCGCCUGAGUGCCAACCACGACCGCCUGUAUCUGACUCCGGAGGGGCAGCGGCAGGAGGUGCUGGACGCGGCCGCCGCCGCCAACGGCACCUGCACCACCGGCGAUGGGGCGCGCGUGGAGGCAGCGGCGCUGGCGGCGUCAAAGGCGCCGCCCGUCGAUGACGCCGUACUCAUCAAUCGGGCGCCGUACUCGGUCCUGUAUGAAUACUUCGUGUACAUCAACUAUGAACGCGUGGCGCUGGCGAACCUGGGUCAGGAAAUGGCGCUGGUGCAGCUCAACGUGGCGGGCAGGCUGUCCUCCGAGCGCAAGAGCCGCCAAGACGGACUGGACGGGCUGCGGGUCUCGCGCAAGCCCGCGGCGCCGGCGCCGGCGGCCAACACCACUGCGGCCGCCGCCGCCGCCUCAGGGUCGCAGCUGUCCCGGUCGGCCAGCGGCAUUGCGGGAGCGAGCAGCAGCAGCAGCACGGCUGCAGCGAAUGGGCACGCGGGCGGCUGGACGGGCAGUGCCUGGGCGGGUGUGCCCUGGUGGGGGCAGCUCGGCGACGACGGGGCGCUGGCGGCGGGCGCGGCGCCCUUCACGUCGGCGGGGGUGCCGCGGGAUGUGGCGGACUCCUACCUGCGCGCGAUGCUGCACGCCAUUCACUCGCCGAACGCCGCGCCCGACGUGCAGUCGCCGGGCCUGAUCAACUGGUACAAAUGGGCGCUGAGCUACACGGCCGCGUCGCUACUGCCGGCCAACGCAACCACCGCCGUGACAGCCACCCGCGGCGCCGGCCCGGACGCGGCGGCGGCGGCGCUCGGUGCGGCGUGGCAGCUAGUGGCAGCAGCCUACACGCCCACGGCUGUGCGUCGGGACUACCUGGCGUCCAUUGGCGUGGCGUCGGCGGGCGCAAACACAACUGACGAUAGUGAUACAGGUGGCGUCCCUGCCGGCGGCUCUUCCGGCUCGGGCUCGUCGUCCAAACAGCUGAGCACCAGCGGCGUGGUGGCGCUGGUGGGCGGCAUCGUGGGCGGCAUCGUGGCGGCGGCGGUGCUGCUGGUGCUGCUGACGCGGCGGCGGCGGCACAACCGUAACUUGCUGGGGCGGGUGGUGGCGCCGCGCGCGGGGCCGGACACCACCAUGCUCAUCACAGACAUCCAGAACAGCACCACGCUGUGGGAGGCCCUGGACGUGACGGUCAUGGACGAAACGCUCAAGAUGCACCACGACAUCAUCCGGCGCCUGCUGGCGCAGCACGACGGCUACGAGAGCGCUACGGAGGGCGACUCCUUCAUCGUGGCGUUCGCGGACCCCGCCUCAGCGGUCGCCUUCGCCACUGCCUGCCAGCUGGCGCUGCUCAAGGCGCCCUGGCCCGAGGAGCUGCUGUGCCACCCCGAUGCAGCCCCCGUGGUGGUGGACCCCUUGGACGCAGACAAUCGCGACGCCGCGCAGCGCGUGGGGCUGCCCUCCGGCCCCGACCGACCGCUGGCGCCCGCCGCGCCCGGCUCCUCCUUCCUCGCGCGCCUGGCCGCGCCGGCGCUGUACCUCUCCUCCCGGGUGCGGGUGGCGGCCGCGCGCUCGCAGGCGGCGCGGGAGUGGGCGGCGCAGGGCGGCGCUCCCUCCGGGCGGUGGUGGGUCGGGCCGCACCCGUCGGGGAUGGGGCAAGUGGUGCCCAUCGGCGGCGUGGGCGGAGUCGCCACGCCCGGCGGCACGAUCCUGCCGCCGCCGUACUCGUUACACGCCAGUGCCGUUCCGGGCGUCAUCGUGGGCGGCGUGGGCGGCGGCGGCGUCCCCAUGUACGACUGGGCCGGCGACGUGUCGGUGCGCGGCGGCAGCGGGUACGGCAACAGCAACAGCCCCGGCCCCAACGGCGGCGCCGCCGCCACGCCCUUCGGCACGGCGGCCGCGACCGCGCUGUACGGCGGCAGCGUGACGGGCGCCGCCGCCGCGGCGGUGUUCCGCCCCGGAGGCGGGCGCGUGCACUCAGAGGCGCACCUGGCCGCACGCAUGCACAUGACGGGUGGCCACGGCCCGCAACACGUGCCCAUGGGCGCCGCCAUGGUUCCAGGCAUGGGCGUGGGCGGGGUUCUCGGUGCAACCGCUUUCAACGGUAACGCCGCCGUCAAUGCCGGCAUGAGUCUGCCGGGGUCCAGCUUGGGCAGCUUCACGGCCGGUAGCGGGGCCGGGGCCCCAGGCGCCGCCGGGCCCCCAGGCAUGGGCGUAGGCGCGAUGGGCAUGGUGGGCGGCGGGCGGCUGCCGUCUGUGUCGGCGGGCAAGGGCGCCGCGGGCGCCAGCCGGUUCCGUCAGGCGCCUGUGACCGCCGCCGCCACCAUCACAGCCGACUCCAACACGCCGGGCGGCGGCGCCGGGGGCGGCGGCAGCGGGAGCCUGAGCGGCGGCGCGCCGGUUGUUGCGGGCGAGGGCGACGGCGCCAACGGCGCGAAUGGAGGAGGUGUGGAGGACCUGGAGCGGGUGAGCGGCGACGGGCACGUGUCGCAGGACUGCGGCAGCGGCACCACCGGCACCACUGCCGUGACGGCCACCACCGUGCCCGAUGGUGCGGCGCGCGGCGCCAGCAACUUUGGCGGCGGCAGCUUGGAGGGUGGCACGGCGAGCGCCGACGGCAUGAAUGCGGCACUGGGGGUUCUGUCAGUUAAGAAGGUGGCCGAACUGCCUGCUGGCAGUGCUAGCGGUGGCGGCACCGCCGCCGAGGGCCGCAGCGAUUCUUUCCUUGCGAUGAUGAAGAUGGGCGGCUCGCCGCUACCCAUGGGCGGCGGCAAAGUCUCUGGCAACGGGCUGCCCAAGGCGGCGGUAUCCAACAGCAGCUUCUUGCCGUCAGGCGACACCCACAACCGCCUCAGCAACCCCGGCGUCGCCGUGCGUGGAGAGUCCAUCACGGCCGCUGCGAUGCGGCUGCAGAGCGCGAGCGCCGGCGGGUUCAUGCCUGGUGGCGCCGCCACGCCGCCGCCGGCAGCGGCGCAGGCAGUGCCCUCUAUGUCUUCGGCCGGCGGCAUUUUUGGCGAAUGGCGUUGGAGCCGGAACGGCAGCACGGGCACUGGCUUGGGCAUGGCAAACGGCAUGGGCCCCAUCCCGUCCUUCUUCGGACGCCGCGCCCCAGGCGAGGCCCAAUCCACCCCCCUGCCCUUCUUUUGGGGCGGCGGGAACGCCACGCCCGGCGGCGGCCCCACGGCGCCGGGUGCUGCUACAACCUCCGGGGCCGCGGCCGUGCCUGCUACUGCCAGCAGCUGGUGGGAGGCGGAGCUGCAACGCGUGUUCCCGGUGGUGUCGCCCGAGGCGGUGCCGGGCUCGUUGCGGUCAGGUUACCCACUCAAGAGCCUGCGCGUGCUGCUGUCCAGCGGGCGCCUGGGGCUGGUGGCGUACCGGGGCUUGCGAGUGCGCAUGGGCCUGCACACCGGGCUGGAGGGUAACAGCUACAUCGCCUUCAACAAGGUGGACAGCAGCUACAAGUACAGCGGCCCCUUCGCCGAGACCGCCAAGUACGCCACGACCUCGGCGCCCGGCGGCAUGGUGGUACUGUCCGCGUCGGCCUUCGCCAGGCUGCGAAACAGCCUGCAGAAGAGUGACGGCGGCUCGCAGGGCGUCGUGGGCGCACGCGGGUCGCUAGUUGUGUAUGCUGGACACCACGUCUUGCAGCCGGCGGCGCCCGAAGGCAACGCCGCCGCGGCGUCCAAAUCCGCCGCCGCCGCGCUCUUUGGGACUGGCGUCAUCGGUGGCGGCGGCGGCGAUGGCCCCGUGCCCAUGUCGCUGCAGUCGGCGCUGAUGCGUGGUGCCAAUGCCAGCCGCCGCCAGACGGUGCAGCUCAACCUCACGCCCACGCCGCUCCUCCCCGACGACGGCCCGCCCACCACUCCCAAGGCUUCUGGCAACAGCGCAAGCACUGGCGCCGCCGCCGCCGCCGCCGGCACCACCUCCCAGCGCCAGUCUGGCGUCCUGGGGAGCAUUGCCGCCGGCUUCAGCCUCAAGCGGCUCAUCAGCUCGCACAUGGGCGGCGGCGGGGCCGGCACAGGUGCCGCCGCGGGCGGCAACCGCAGCGGCCGUGACCGCUCCAGCGGCGGCGGCAACCGCAGCAGCCGUGACCGCGCCAGCGGCGCCGGCAACCUGCGCGGCAGCAUGGGCGGCAUGCGGGCGACGGUGGGCGGUCUGAUUGUGACCAGCACGGUGGCUCCUGGGGAGGAGCUGGCUCUGUACCAGGCGGUGCCGCAGCCGCUGGUGUGUCGACUGGCGCUGUCACCGCCGCUGCGCAGCGUGCGGCUCAGCCAGGUCGGCAGCCUGGGGGCGCCCACCGGCUGCGUCACGGUGGCGUUCAUGUACGUGGUGGGCGCCUCCACGCUGCUGAACGACCUGCCCGGCCCCGCCGCGCGCGCGCUGGACCUCUUCCAGCGCCUGGCCUGCAAGCAGCUUCUGCAGACCCGCCCGCCGCCGCGCCGCCGCUCCGACACCUCCACCCUGCUCGGCCUCGCCUCCGACGCCCUCUCCACCACCAACCUCGGCGCCUACGCCAAUGCCCACGCGAACGCCGCUGCUGCUGCUGCCUUCGGCGCCGCCGGCGAAGCCGCCGGCGCCGGCGGCCCGCUGCCGCAGGCGCCGCCCCCUCCUCCUGAGGCCUGGUCGGGGCUGCCGGCUGUGUGCAGCCGAGCUGGCUACCUGGUGGAGGGCGGUGAGGGUCUGGUGCUGGCGGUGUUCAGGGACCCCACCGCGGCGGUGGAGUGGGCUCUGGACUGCGUGGAGGCGUUGAAGAAGCAGGACUGGGAGGACGAGCUGCUGUCGCACUGGCUGUGUGAGGAGGUGCUGUCCGUGGGCGUCACCGGCGGCGGCAACCAGCCCAUCACCAUGGAGCUGUCGCUGCCGCCGCUGGACGAGUCGGAGGCGGGCGGCGUGCCGGGGGCGUCAGGGGCCAUGCCGCCCGGCACGACGGCCGAUGGAUCCGACCCCGGCGCGACAGGGCUGCAGACGGCACCCGGAGCGGGCGCGGGCGAGGGGCGGAAGGCUCCCGCUUGGGCCAACGGCCGCAGCCGGCGCGGCGGGCUUGCGGUGUCGUUGGCGCCCAGCCCGGAAGCCGGAGCGGGCGGGGGCGCGGGGCCGGUGGGUGAAGGAACAGAGCCGGGCCUCAGCGUCGCUUUCCCGCCGGACGCCGAGACGGCGGCCAGACAGCACUCGAACUCCCGCGCCGGUUCCGACGCCGACUCUGGACCCGACGGUAGCGCCAGCAGGGUCCAGCGCGCCGGUCCGUCACGGCCCAUCUCCGCUGUAGCGCGGCCGCGCAGCGCCGCCUUUGCGCCCACCAUUGAGGCCAGUGGCGGCGGCGGCGCCGGCCCGGGGCUGGGGAUGCUGCCGCGCAGCCUGAGCCGCAAGCCGUCCAUGGCGCGCAUGGGCGCGCGCGCCAUGACGCAGCGCGUGCUGGAGCGGGGGCUGCGCAUCAAGGUGGGUAUUGACACGGGCCGUGCCAGCCACACGCUGACGGAGGCCAGCGGCCGCCUGAGCUACCGCGGCAAGGUGAUGAACCGGGCGUCGCGCGUGGCGGGCAAGGCCGCGCCCGGGCAGGUGCUCAUCACGGAGGAGGCCUGGAGCAUCGUGCUGGAGGCGCCGGAGAACCGGGUCAACAGCAGCGACGAGGAGGCGGAGGAGGAAGACCUGCUGCUGUCGGGAGGCGGCGCACGCGGCGGCGGCGGCGGCGGGGGUGGGGAGAGCGAUGGCGGCGCGCUGUCUGUGGCGGCGAGCAGCCGGCACAGUCGGUGGGCGCCGCAGAAGUGCGGGCUGGUGGGUGUGAGCCUGGGCAAGGUGGUCUUGCGCGGCGUGUCGCAGCCCGUGGAGCUCAUCCAGUGCAUGCGCGGCCGCGGCUGAGGACUUGGGGAGCUGCAGAGAUGGUCUUGCGGUCGGCCGGUUCCAGUUGGCGGAUGGCAAGCUCUGCGGGCUGGAGUAUUCGCUUGGCGUUGAAGGAUGGCCAUAAGUUGUGGUAUGAAAAAUGCAUGCAUGCGCACGAAGAUUCAUGGCCUGGCUCUUCGUGUCUUCUGGAACGAGGUUGCUUUCCAGGUUUGACGGUUGCACGUAUGACGACGCCAUUGCCGCUGUAUGCCAUAGACGAAUGCGAGAAUGCAGGUCGUGGCAGGUCACUGCCUGUUACCGCACUGACGACUUCACCUGUAGCAGUGUGCGGCGUGCCGCCUCGGCGGCUAGGAUACCCGUAACGGUAUACUUUAAGAUGUGGUGAUUGCGGGUGAUGGUGAUGAACAUGGAAUGGCCUUGAGACGCCAGCUCCAUGGUUUCACGACCACAACGCUUGACGCGUCUGAAAUGGUUUGUCAUGUUGUCUUCAUUAUCCAAACAGCGUGACCGAGGCUGUACUAACACAGGAGGAAGGGCGGCAGUUGCGUGCCGUGCCAGAUCCCAACUUGUCUGAACGAUUCACGUGAUUACAGACAUGGCUGCUUCGCCUAUACACACAGGACACAUGGGUUUCCGACGAUGGGUACUGCUCCUUAUAUUCCUUGGAAUCCAGCCGCAUGGCUGUGAAUGUUUUUGCGCGCAAAGCUUCAUCGUGGGCACAUAGGGAGAUCAGCCCAAUGGCACAGAGUUGAGGUGCUGCUGGCAGAUAUGCAAAACUGUGGACUUGCAUGUGGAGUUGGGGCCGAGGUUGGCAAGACGGGUAACGGCCCCCACUGUGUGGUGCAGUCGGUGGGCCCGCGUUGUUCACGUUAUUUAUGCAGAGCUGAAGGGCGGGGCCCCUCAAGCCGGCGGUGAGCGCACGGCCUUAGUGUCCUGGAGGGCACUGAAAAUGCAUUUACCCUUGUCAUGCAUAGCUACAAUUUACUUGGUAGGCUGCUAGAACCCAAGCGCAGUGCGCGAUUGUGGGGGCACUGCGUGUGAUGCCACCUGUUGGGCGGUCUUAGCCUUUUUGUAAAGCUUCGGUAGGCAUUCAUACAAUGUACUAUUUGUUUUGGUCUUGCGUCGGUUAUAAUGUCACACGGAGCGGUGUCGCCCGCCCACUGGCCGGCUAUGCCUUCGUGUGCUGCUUCGACAAUGGGGGGUUUCCGUUUGGGCCGGAGAUGGUCCUUCUUGUAAUGUCACCCACACGUG
Messenger RNA from Chlamydomonas reinhardtii, 8953 nucleotides. RefSeq lists its product as uncharacterized. The record is from RefSeq and is a predicted model, not a curated record. Bases 344 to 7720 code for a protein of 2458 amino acids. The transcript has 17 exons. Lineage: Eukaryota; Viridiplantae; Chlorophyta; Chlorophyceae; Chlamydomonadales; Chlamydomonadaceae. Gene Ontology annotation, biological process: intracellular signal transduction; cyclic nucleotide biosynthetic process.